AUGCCGCUUUCCGAGCGUGUCCUGCACUGCCAGGAGCCUGCGGCGUCGCAUGAGAGCCUCUGCCUCGAAUGGGCCUUUGGCCUGCACAAAGACUUUAGGUCCGUUAUUCACAACCUCAGCUCCUCCGCCACGGAGCGGGUGGUGUUCUACACCAUUGGACAUAUUGGCAUCAUCUACGAUGCGGUGCGGAACACCCAGCGUCACCUGAUGGGUCACCGCCACACCAUCGUGGCCUCCGCGUGCAGCCGCAGCCGCCGCUUCAUCGUGACGGCGGACAACGGCUCGAGCGAGGCGACUAAGUCCGCCUGGGGCGAGGCGAGCGGGUCGCCCGGCACCCUGCCGCCGCGGCCGGGGAGCACCGCCGGUGCGGAGCGGCAUGACCCGCGGGGCGCGCAUAGCGUUGGGUACGACAGCUCUCUGAUGAUCAUCUGGGACACGCAGACGUGCAUUCCGGUGCGCACGAUCCCGACAGGCCUCUACGGCGGGGUCACGGCGUGUGCCAUGAGUCUGGACGGCAUGUAUGUCGCGACCCUGAAUCGCCGCAUCCCGCAGGAGAUUAUGCUCUGGGGGUGGACCUCGGAGACGGAGAUUGACGACGGCCGCGGCGUCACCGAGAGCGUCAUGGACGAACUCGCGUUGGCCAACAACAUCGUGCCGGAGUACCGCCGCUUGAUCCCGGCCCAGGACGAGCAAACCUCCAUUCGCUUCUCAGAGGAUGAUCCCCACCUCUUGGUGACGAAUGGGCUGCGUCGCGUGCUCUUCUGGUCCUGGGCGGAGCACGAGCUGAAGUACUACUCCCCGCCUAUUCUAGCAAAGAACCUGAAGGUGUCGGUUGGGAACUUUACACAAACGAUAUUUGUGCCUGGCACCAGCAUGGCCUGCAGCGGAACGGUCGACGGGGAUGUGAUUCUGUGGGAGGUGCAGCCGCGUGACCGGGUCACGAAGGAGCAGGACAAGACGAUGCUGAAGAUGGUGCGGAUCCACUCCGCCGGGGUCUCGUUUCUGGCGUGGUCGAGCGGCUACAUUGUCUCCGGCGGCAUGGAAGGGCACGUCAAGUUUCUCGACCCGAAGCUGCGCCUGGUGGCGUGGUUUGAGGACCUCAACGGCGGGGCGGUGACGUCGAUCAGCUUCGACCGCCCCGCCAUCGUCGCCCCGCUGGCGAUGGACGAGCUGCGCAGAGAGUUCAAGGCAACCACACAGAAAAAGGCGGCAAUUGGUAGAACCAUCGCCGUGGAGGAAUUCUCGGCGCCCGACUUUAUGAUCUCCACAGCCCAUGCCAUGAUUGUUGAUGUGGCGAGUAAGGCCUUCCAUGCCGGAAAUCCCGAGCUGCUGCGUGGCAAGCUUAUCGUGCAGGGGCAGGAAAAGGGUAUUCACUGCAUUGCGGCUCACCCAAAGCUCGCACACAUUGCCGUGGCAGGGCAUAGCGGCCACGUACAUGUGUGGGACUACGUCUCGAGACGGGUGCUGGUUCUCAGUAUCUUUCAAGGCGUACAAGUUAGUUGCAUGGCGUACGACCCAGAGGGGGACUACCUCGCCAUUGGCUGCAGCCACGGCGUUGUGAAGUUUCUUGACGCCAACACGCUGGAGGAGCGGAAGACGAUUAAGCCCAAGCGGCCUGACUGUGUCACACGCAUGCUCUUCUCAGACGCCGGCAAUCGACUCGCCACGGGGGACGUCGCCGGGUGUGUAAGCCUGUACGAAUUCAAUCACCCGCAGGGCAACACGGCGAAGCCGAUGGAGUGGGACAUCGUGGGCAGGCACAAGACGCACCGGGGAGCCAUUUCUGGGCUCCAGUUCGGCGACGACGGCGGCCUCCCACGCCUCCUCUCCGUGGGGGAGGACAAACGACUUGUAGAGUACGACCUGAUUGACUCCGAGCCGGAGUCGGGCUUGCUUGUGCGGACGGCGCACAAAAUUACGCAGGGCGCCUCCCCCACCGGGUUUCUUUGGGUGCGAGAGGACGGUGUUGUGAACGACAUGAAACGCCGCCCGCAGGGCGCGGAAGCCGUCAUCGAUGAUCUCCUCCUUGUGUCGACAAAUGACUACAAAAUCACGGUGUUUUUAAGCGAUUGGAGCCGUCAAUGCAUCAAAUCCGUGCUCUCACCAACGUUUGGGGGUCCUGUGGCGGAGAUGUUUACGGUGCCCUCGCUUCCAGGGAGUGGACGCACGUGCCUCUUCUACGCCACCCGCGAGAAGGUGAUUGGCCUGGUACAGCUGCCUCUGCUCGGCGAUCCAUGCAUGUCGACGGGCCUCGUGGCGCACCCGGGCACGAUUACCAGCGUGGCACGGUCGUACGACGGCGCCUUCGUCUUCACCGCCGGCGGCGAUGACCAGUCGGUGAUGCAGUGGCGCGUGAACGGGGAGAAGAUUGUGGCCGCCUCCAACGCGGCACCGGCGGAGGCGGCCCCCACGGAGGCGGCUGACGAGGUCCCGCUGGAUCACCUCAUCGCCGCCGUCGAGGGGGGGCGUGAGGGGCAGUUCAUGCGCGAGAUUGUGGACUACUUCUACUACGCCCAGAUCCGACUUCAGGGGGAGGAGACGACGGCGAAGCGUGAGUUGCUGGGGGCGGUUCCCUUCUCGCAGCUCCCGAACCUCUUCCGCGCCCUCGGCUACUACCCCUCCGAGCUUGAGAUUGGCCGCCUGACGUACGAGGUGGCAAACAUUUACGGCCCGGAGGAUGAGCCGGUGGAGGAGUGUGACGUGGGGAGCAUCCCGCUCAAGUUCUCGCAGUUUAUGCGCCUGUACGUGAACUACCGCCCCAUUUACGGUGUCUCACGCCAAGACAUUGAGGCCGCCUUCCUGGCGCUCGGGGCGGACGCGGAGACCGGGCAAAUCGCAAGGGAUGUCCUCUUUAAGCUGCUGGGCACUCAUGGUGAGCCGCUGCAGCCGGAGGAGAUUUCAGCGGCUCUGCGCUCGCUGCUGGGCGAAGGAGUGCGGCUCGACAUGCUCGAGGACACCAUCACUGCCCGCGCCUUUGCGGAGAAUCUGCUGGGAUUUGAGGACUACGACGCCUUGGGCACGGACGGUAAAGUGCCGGAGGAGAUGCCGGACAAUACCGAAGAGGAAACGCUGAUGGGUGACUAG
Molecule: messenger RNA, 3084 nt
Organism: Trypanosoma conorhini
Lineage: Eukaryota; Euglenozoa; Kinetoplastea; Trypanosomatida; Trypanosomatidae
Exons: 1
Coding region: 1-3084 (1027 amino acids)
Cellular component (GO): motile cilium
Molecular function (GO): protein binding
Source: RefSeq, a predicted model, not a curated record